Messenger RNA from Melozone crissalis (California towhee), 6125 nucleotides. RefSeq names its product dual specificity phosphatase 4 (gene DUSP4). The record is from RefSeq and is a predicted model, not a curated record. Gene Ontology annotation, biological process: protein dephosphorylation; negative regulation of MAPK cascade; endoderm formation. Gene Ontology annotation, cellular component: cytoplasm; nucleus. The coding region runs from base 1 to 1137 and encodes 378 amino acids. The transcript is spliced from 4 exons. Gene Ontology annotation, molecular function: protein tyrosine/threonine phosphatase activity; MAP kinase tyrosine/serine/threonine phosphatase activity. Lineage: Eukaryota; Metazoa; Chordata; Aves; Passeriformes; Passerellidae.
AUGGUGGCCACCGAGGGGCUGCGCGAGAUGGAGGGCAGCGCGCUGCGCCGGCUCGUGGGCCGCGACGAGGCCGGGGCCGGCGGCGCCGCGCGGUGCCUGGUGCUGGACUGCCGCCCCUUCCUGGCGCACAGCGCCGGGCACAUCCGCGGGGCGCUCAACGUGCGCUGCAACACGAUCGUGCGGCGGCGGGCCAAGGGCGCCGUGAGCCUGGAGCAGAUCCUGCCGGCCGAGGGCGAGGUGCGGGCGCGGCUGCGGGCCGGGCUCUACGCCGCCGUCGUGGUGUACGACGAGCGCAGCCCGCGCGCCGAGGCCCUGCGCGAGGACAGCACCGUGGCGCUCGUGGUGCGCGCGCUCCGUCGCGACACGGCGCGCGCCGACAUCCGCCUCCUGGCAGGGGGCUAUGAGCGCUUCUCCUCGGAGUACCCCGAAUUCUGCGCAAAAACCAAGUCCCUGAGCAAUGUGUCACCCCCCACCAGCGCUGAGCCCCUGGAUCUGGGCUGCAGUUCCUGUGGGACCCCCUUCCAUGACCAGGGUGGGCCUGUGGAGAUCCUUCCCUUCCUCUACCUUGGCAGCGCCUACCACGCAGCCCGGCGGGACAUGCUUGAUGCACUGGGCAUCACAGCCCUGCUGAACGUCUCCUCAGACUGCCCCAACCACUUCGAGGGGCACUACCAGUACAAGUGCAUCCCUGUGGAGGACAACCACAAAGCUGACAUCAGCUCCUGGUUCAUGGAGGCAAUUGAGUUCAUUGACUCAGUGAAGGAGUGCUGUGGCCGUGUCCUGGUGCACUGCCAGGCUGGCAUCUCCCGCUCGGCCACCAUCUGCUUGGCGUACCUGAUGAUGAAGAAGCGUGUCAAGCUAGAGGAGGCCUUCGAGUUUGUCAAGCAGCGCCGGAGCAUCAUCUCCCCCAACUUCAGCUUCAUGGGGCAGCUGCUGCAGUUCGAGUCGCAGGUGUUGGCCACUUCGUACGCGGUGGAGGCCGUCAGCCCCUCGGGGACGCUGCGGGAGCGGGGCAAGGCCACCUCCACCCCCACCUCGCAGUUUGUCUUCAGCUUCCCGGUGUCUGUCGGUGUCCAUGCCACCCCCAGCAGCCUGCCCUACCUGCACAGCCCCAUCACCACAUCACCCAGCUGUUAGCUCAGGGCCAGGCCAGCCGGGCAGGCAGUGCCGGGCGUGCAGGGGCGCCGAGCCCCGUGAUGUUAAGCAAUAGUGCCGGACACUGCCCUUCACCCUGGACUCGCCAUCUUUUUCGUAGAGAAAUUUCUUACCUCAUCUUGGUUUGUUUGCUUUUUAUUGUUAUGUUUUAAAAGCACGAAGUUGUAAAAGCCACAAACCUUGACAUUGUCCAGGCUCUUUGGGGGAGGAACAAAAUAGUAUACUGGGUUUCCUCAAGUGCCUGGUCUUCACGUGUUUCCAUCCCCAUUUUACUGUCUUAUUUUUUACACCUCCCCUUCUCCCCAUGUUUCUGGUCCCAGCUCAUCUAGGUUGACAAGGGAGCAUUCCCUGUUUUUAUUGUGCAGCAGCCUUCCCUCUUGCAGAGACACCUUGGUGUGUGUGGUGGGUGCUGCUUACCUGAGCCAGGUACACUUUGGACAAGCAGAGCUGCAGGCAGGGCCUUGGGGCGAGCAGGAGUGGUGGCACGGGGCUGCCUGCACUCAACCUCAGCCCUGCCAGUGCCUGGGGAGAUGAGGCAGGAGCUGGCAGGCACCUGCCAAAUCACCAGCUGAGCCUAUUCCAGGGGGAGAGCAAUCUUUGUGGUUGGGAAGUGGUUUGGAGGGAGAGAUGUAGUCUGAAAUGCCUCUUUUCUUGCCUCUGUGGAUCACUGGUUUCUAGAAAACUUAGGUCCAAUCUCCUGUGGCUUUAAGAUGAGAAAGAAGGGGUUAGGGCAGCAGUCUGGGCUGCUUUUGAUUACUCUGUUCAGUUUCCUCUUCAUUCGUCCCACUGCUGCUCUUCUUCCAAAAGUAGCAGGAAGGGACAUGGGUGGGCCAUAAUGGAAGAGAGAACCUGUGGGGUGGAGGACAGGCUGGCCCAGAGGUGUCAUUCAUCCAGCAUUUUCAAGCUUCUCCCACCUCAUGACCAGCCCUUUUCCUGUGCUGAGUCUUGUUCACCUGUGCAACAUUUCUGCAGCUUUUGGCCCAAGCCUUGAAAAUGCCUCAUCUUCAACCCACCUGGAGCCUUAUUUCCCACCCUACCUCUGUCCUUCCCUCCAGCCCAGUCCAACACACAAGAUGCCUGUGUGGCUGAUGUACAUAUGUAUGGUUUUGUUCCUUUUUUUUUUCUAGAAAUUAACUUUUUAUUUAUUGCCUGAGGGAGGGAGAAAACAUUGUUUGGAGAAAAUAAAAAUAAAACUGUUUUCAACAGUUUGGUUUGGCUGGAGCAAAUUUGUCCUAAAACCAAGACAGAGCAGCAGGUUCUGCACACAUUCCAUUUUCACAGAGCAACUGUUAAAAAUGUAUUUAUUGACUUUUAAACUAUUACAGGUAUUGCAGAUCAGACAUUUAGCCAAGCACACUUAUAGAUCAAACUCAGUUGUUACAGAGAUGUUACCUAAAGUCCACCAUGUAGGUAGGCUGAGAAACUGCCCAUUGUCUUCAACUUUGAGAGAGAAGGUAAAAGAAGAAAUAAAUAAAUGAUAUCCCAGCUCCAGAUAAUUGGCAACCAAGAGAGGACAAAUACAGGGCUAGUUAUGAAAACAAGUUACACAAUAAAGGUCUAGAAAUUCAACCCCCAGCUACAUUGCCAUGUGGCUUGCCAGAGAAAGCAAUUAGGAAUGACAAAGCACAAGCUCAUGGGUUCGCAGCACAGAAAAUCCCCAUUUCAAUUUCCAAAGCUGAAGCAAGUUCUGCAGAUGUUAAGAAAGUGUCAAAAUUAUCUUGUAAUAACAGAGAUUCUAAUAAUCUACAUUAGUAAUUAUUGGGACCAGCACUAAAACUUGCCAUCAACAUGUUCAGCAAGACCCAUACAUCAAAACCAGCCAGAUAAUGUGACUUGACAGGCAUAUGUGUCAGUGUAAUGGAAAUGCAUCUGCUUCCCAUGUCCCCUACAGAUUCCCAGGCUCAUCACCUUGCUUCAGAGAUUUUAACACACAUAUAGUGUUCCCCAAUCCGCUGGGUUUCACAUCUACUCUGUGUUGAGAGGUGGGAACACUGCUGCUCCCUCUCUGCACAUCUGUCCUGCCACUCUUGGAAAGACCAGGAGAACAUGCUCUGGGACUGUGCCAAGCCACCACCUCUGAUCACCAAUGGAUUCAAGCCUGUGGAGGUUCACAAGCCAGUUGCUACAUGAGACAAGAACUGAGGAUGUGCUUUCCCAGGUGUUCCCUAUGCAGGCUGCAGCACAGCUUACAAUGCGGCACGAAUAUUCAGUUUAACAUACCUGAAGCACGCAUUAGAUGCACCUCCUCUUGGAUUUCUGAGCUAAACUUUCUGUAGCAAAGCAGCAGGGAAACAGAGAAAUCCCACUGAAAAUAAAUUCACAUAUUUCCUGACAUUGAGCUUCUGAGAAUGAUUAGCAAUGUUCAAACUAAUCUGUUUUGUGGCUGGACCCUUCCUUUUUACCCAUCUUGAAAAAUCCUGUUCAGGGCAAUUUCUGUUAGCAGUCCCACAUGGAAAUUGCAGGCAGUGCAUGAACUGUGCAGAAACUGAUGCCAUUGGAGGGAUGCAGUGGCACAACAUGCUUGCAUCCCUCAGCACCUCACACAUUCACGGGGAGCAGACACCUCCUCUAACCUAGAACGAACAGCAGGAGCAGCUGGUUUCCAGAGCCAAGAAAGUGCCUUUCUCCAGCAGCUACUCCCUCCCAUAUGCCACAUCCCUUUUCUGUGUCUGCUGGCCACCACAGCCAACAGUGCACAACAUUUUGCAGGGUUUUCUCUCCGCUUCAGUGUAGAAUUUUCUUUUGAGGUACUCCCAUAACAAACAAGCAAAGCUUAAGUUUGCAGACAAAAUAAAUUCCUGCUACAUAAUGCAGUGGGAUUCAAUUGCAUCUCAUGCAAACACUUGAAACAGAGGUUAAAAAACCAAUAGUGACUGCCACAUGGUGGAACUAGUAUAACAGGUUUGUAACAGUCUCUAUGGAGCUGGGAUCAAACACAACUGGUAGAUAAAAAUAAGAAUGAAAAAAUAAAAUAUACCUUAUUAAGGUACUGUACUGUCUGCUUUUAAUCCUAACAAAAGUUUUGUUGACAGCAAUCAGAAUGCAGUGUCACUCUGCACCAGGUAUCUAACUCAUCAGUCUCAUGGAAACAGUUUCAGCAGUGGAGAGCAGAACCCUCCUUUGUUAGGUGGUGACUUUUCUUUCUGUUUUGCCUAUUAAGGUCCUGUUGCGAAACUACACAGAAGUUUCAAAAUGCUGCCUCAAAGGGACACUGACAAAGAUCAAUAGGCCUGAGAGACACAUUGUCCCUGAUGCCAGCAGACACCAAGUUCUGUCCCUGAUCUCCCAAGCCUAUGAGGGCUUAGCUCAGUGUUUUUACGUCCUCAGCUCCUACUGGAGUACCUCCCACUGGUGAUCCAAUGCUGCAAAGUGAGCAUCCCCAUACCAGGGGACUGCUCUUCUCAGGAGGUCAAAAACUUCAUUUCUCAGGAGGCAGCACCUGCCUGGUGAUAGGGUCACAGUAUUUGUAAGGUCCCACUGUAGUUAACUCCCCCAGCUGAAGCAGCAGCGUCUGUACCGUUAACAGCCUGCCAAAAGCACCACAGCCACCGCCGGGUUUUUAACGGGUCACUUUGGUAUUGAUGGGCAAUCCUCACUUUGUUUUGAACUGAAAGAGCACCUAUGACAGCAUAUGCUACUCUUGCAUAGGUGUCUGCAACACACAGAUGCAUCAUCAGGCCUGGGUACUCCUCUGUGUCUGGCCACAAACGGAUACGAGCUCACGUCAUUACGAGACAAAAACCACUGCAAAAUGAUUUCCUCACACAGCACCUUUACUCUGCACAGAACAUCAGAAACAUUAACACUGGCAGUUCAAAGAUACUGGAAAGUCGAAUCACAGAAUAUGCUGAGUUGGAAGGGACCCAUCAGGAUCACUGAGUCUAACUCCUGACUCUGCACAAGACAGCCCCAGGAGUCACACCAUGUGCCCGAGAGUGUUGUCCAAAACUUCUUGAAUUCUAUCAGGCUUGGUGCUAAGACCACUUUCCCUGGGGUCCCUCUGGGUGAAAAUCCUUUCUCUUAAUACCCAACCUAAAUCUCCCUACUAAUCUCAGCUUCAUGCUGUUUCCUCCAGUCUUGUUACUGGUCAUGGGAGUGAAGAUAUUGGUACCUGCACAUCCACUUCCUCUCGUGAGGAUGUUGAAAACCCCAAUGAGGUCUCCCCUCAGUCUCCUCCAGGCUAUUUUUAUCUUCUAGAAGUUUCAGGCUGCAAAAGGAAUCCUGUCUAGCCAUUAGUUCAACCAGCACAUAGGAAACAACAAGCAAGAACAGCAUCCGCUGCGGGCUCGGUGGGGCUUUCCUUUUUAGAUUUGUUCUUGUUUAUGAAAGAUGUAAAGUUUUAACUUUCACACCCACAUUAACCAUUUUGCUCACCUAAGCAGCACAGCUGUUUCACCAUUUAAAACUAUGUCUAACUGGGGAUGGAGAGCAGCACUCACUCUGGUUGCUAUCUGAAACCCUAGAGCAGAUAGGCACAUCCCCUCAUGCCCUUAUUAACUAAAUGAAAAACAAACCCCAAACUUCAAUGGUGAAUACAAAGCUUCAAAGCCUAGUGGUGAUCUUUGCAAUCCUCUAACACUAUGAAACGAGUAGCCAAAAUACAAGCACCCAAUUUUAUCAAUGAAACUUGUUUAAAAGGACAACUAGGCAGGAGCCUGGCUGGGACUUCAAAGCUACAUAUUUAAUCAAGUCACAAAAUGAAGCGAGAACCAUAUAUCCACUGUCAGCUCAAGAAAAGUAAGAGUUCAAGUUCUGUUGGAGUAUUGCUAUUUCUAAGGUUUCCUUUAGAGAUAUUACAAAGAGAUGAUGUCCAGGUAGCCAUAUUGCAUCAAAUGACUGAUUUUACAGUGGGUGAUCACUGGUGAUUACUUCUUGUGAAGAUGACUUGCUUCAACAUUAAUGCCUUACCACUAAAAAUAAAAGUGUUGUGUCUUAAUGCUGAAAGUGAAAUGCUCUUCAGGAUUAAGUCU